UAUGUAUACCUAAGGUCUGUUUUCUGUGGCUGAAUUAGUGUACACUUUUGGAACUUAAAGUGAGAUAGAUAUAUGUUUGAUAUUUGUCGAAAGCGAGAUUCUAAAAUAAUCUAGUGCAGUAGGAACAGAAAACAGACCGCUAUUUACAUUUCGUGAGAUUUCUUGUACAAAUGUACAAAUAGCAACAAAUAGUAAAUGAAUUCCUUAAACACGAGGCAAUACACGAUUAUCAUAAUCCUGCAAUAUGUUAUAUUGCUCUUUGACGUUUGCAUAAAUUCGUUCGCGAGCUUUGCCAGGCAGCAUCCAACCGACCUGCUGGUACUUUAUGUGAUUCAAGACUUUUGCCUCAUUGUAGCCCUCACAUUGCUCUUAGUAAACUUCUUUUCUACUUACAUCUUCCAGGCAGGUUUGAUACAGCUACUGUACACAAGAUUCCGUAUGACAUUAGUAUUAUGCAUUAUCUAUAUGAUGUUAUCAAUCAGUUUGCAUACAUGGCACAUCAGUAUACAUUGGUCAAUGCCGUUAAAACAUUAUUGGACAAAAGAAUUUCACACUCUUUAUUCUGCACAUAGAACAGUUGCAGUGCUGUAUUAUUACUUUUACAAAAGAGCCUCUCUGAGAAUCGGUGAUCCAAGAUUCUAUAAAAGUUCUGCUUGGGUACAAAAGCAAUUGAGUAUUCCGUGAUUACACGUAAAUAAAAUUUUGAUGAGACAUAAAGGGUAAUUGUAGCUCUGAUAAAAUAUAGAUGUAAGAAUAUAUCUGUGUAUUUCAAAUUUACUAUUUUAAGCUUUUUAUACAAUGUCUUUAUAUUUAUACAAAUUUAUAUGAUUAUAUUACAUAAAUGAAACGAAGUUGAUAUAUCCAUAAAUUAAUUUCUAAAUUCAUAUACUAUACAAACAUUGUACAAUUUAUAUACAUUGUAUAAAAAAACUUUUAUUACAAACUUUUUAUAUACACAUUUUUAUAUUUGUACGUUCUAUGUCUUUCGAAAUCGAGGAAGAAAUGAUUUUAUGCAUUAAUGAAAUGAUUGUGCCAAUGCACAUAUUAAUACAUUAAUGAAAAAUAAUUCAUUAUUCUAUACUUCUUAUACAUUAUCUUUUGUGUCAUUUUGAUUAGUCUCGAGCAAUUUAUAGAUGUGAUCACUCAUAUAAGGAGAUGUUCUAUAACUCUUAAUUAAUAUUUCUGGGAGUAAAAAAAGCAUGAAAUAUUAAACUAAAAGUUCCUUUCCCAAAUUUUGGCUUAAACUAUGUAUAAUCAAUAAAUGGGUAAGUUAUUUAUUUAUCUAUGCAUUUAUUUAUUUAUUAAUUAAUAUGAAAAAUUACAAUAAAAUUUUAAUGGGGGAAUGUACAGUAAGAACGAGGAAUGCCUAUAGCAUGCUGUGCUCCUGCGUAUUCCGACUAGGCACAAUCCGAUUGAUCAAUUUUAAUUGUUAAUAACUCGGUAAAUAAUGAUUUGAGUCAAAAUUGGGAAAAGAACUUUUAAUUCAAAAAUUCAUCCUUUUUCAUUCUCAGAAAUAUUAAUUAAGAGUUAUA
Atta colombica is the source of this 1532-nucleotide messenger RNA. RefSeq names its product transmembrane protein 138. Gene Ontology annotation, cellular component: cilium. The transcript has 4 exons. The coding region runs from base 196 to 684 and encodes 162 amino acids. NCBI's taxonomy places the organism in Eukaryota, Metazoa, Arthropoda, Insecta, Hymenoptera, Formicidae. The record is from RefSeq and is a predicted model, not a curated record.